Messenger RNA from Rhineura floridana, 1621 nucleotides. RefSeq names its product RAB34, member RAS oncogene family (gene RAB34). Gene Ontology annotation, molecular function: GTPase activity; GTP binding. The record is from RefSeq and is a predicted model, not a curated record. Bases 474 to 1217 code for a protein of 247 amino acids. Gene Ontology annotation, biological process: phagosome-lysosome fusion; endocytosis. The transcript is spliced from 11 exons. Lineage: Eukaryota; Metazoa; Chordata; Lepidosauria; Squamata; Rhineuridae.
UCCCAGUCUUCACCCCCCCACACACCCCGAAACGCUGAGCCCGGGUAUCUGUUUUCCGCGCCGCGCCGUCGGGGCCCAGCGCCCGCGCGCUCCUCGCAGAGCGCCUGGAGGAUGAGAAGGAAGGGGGUGGCCUCAGCCUCCGGGAGCCCCGGCACCUCCGUUCGUUGCGCGAUCCCGGGAGGGCGGUCAGAGGUUGCGCUCCUCCUCCGCUUGCCCGCCCCGUCUGGGCUGCGAGCAAACCUAAAAGGAAGAGAGAUCCCCCCUUCCUCCUCCUCCUCCUCCUUUGGCGGCUCAUCCCCUGGAAUUUCCGGGGAUCAGGUUACGGUGCCCUCCUCCUCCUCCUCCUCCUCGCUCCCAUCUAGCGGGACCAGAGGCGACGGGGCGGGCGGGCAGGCGAGCAACGCCGAGCGCAUCCGCGAGGCAGCCUGGCCGGUCAGAAUACCUGAGAGCUGCGUGCUCAACUUCCAGUCCCGAUGAUGAACAUCCUUGCCCCCGUGAGAAGGGACCGGGUCAUUGCUGAACUGCCACGAUGCUUCACCAAAGAGGCGGCCCUGCAUUCCAGGACCAAUUUCCACCCCCAAGUGGUUGGUAUGUGCCAGGCGCAACGCACAGGGACCGUGGGGUUUAAAAUUUCCAAGAUUAUCGUGGUUGGCGACCUGUCGGUGGGAAAGACCUGCUUGAUCAACCGGUUUUGCAAAGACACUUUUGACAAGAACUACAAAGCCACCAUCGGCGUGGACUUUGAGAUGGAGCGAUUUGAAGUGCUGGGCGUCCCGUUCAGCCUGCAGCUGUGGGACACGGCUGGCCAGGAGCGCUUCAAGUGCAUUGCCUCCACCUACUAUCGUGGAGCUCAAGCCAUCAUUAUCGUCUUCGACGUGAACGACGUGGCAUCCCUUGACCAUACCAGGCAGUGGUUGGCAGAUGCCCUGAAGGAAAAUGACCCUUCCAAUGUCAUCCUCUUCCUGGUUGGGACCAAGAAGGAUCUCAGUUCUCCGGCGCAGUACAGCCUCAUUGAGAGGGACGCCCUCAAGGUGGCGAAGGAGAUGCAAGCGGAAUACUGGGCUGUCUCAUCGCUCACAGGUGAGAAUGUGCGGGAGUUCUUUUUCCGAGUGGCAGCGCUGACCUUUGAGGGUAGCGUGAUGGCGGAGCUGGAGAGGAGCAACGCGCGGAGGAUCGGUGACGUUGGAUCCACAGCAACGAGCGAGACUUAUACCUGACCGAGAAGCGGCGGAGAGCAAAAUGCUGCCAGUGACGAGAUGCGGAUGGAUGGGAAGGAGCUUUGCUGGUCCAAACAUUUGCACUGAACUUAUUUCUAUACCAAAGGAAAGUUCUUUCUUUCAAAAAACCAAACACUUCCAAGUGGGCCCUGUACAGGAAUAUAGGAAGCCUCACACGAAAUCAAACCAUUGGCCCAUCUAGCAUAGUACCGCUGGCACUGACUGGCGACGUUUCAGGCAGGGAGUCCUGUCCCUGCCCUACUUGGAGAUGCCUUCGGACCUUUUGCAGAGCUCUGCCACCAAGCUAGAUGUUUGUGGUUGGCCACCAGCGGGCAGGGAAUAUCCUUUCCCUGGGUGACGCUGUCCCGGUUUCUCCCCCCCCAAGAGCACUCCCCCCCCCCAAA